Molecule: messenger RNA, 157 nt
Organism: Dentiscutata erythropus
Lineage: Eukaryota; Fungi; Glomeromycota; Glomeromycetes; Diversisporales; Gigasporaceae
Source: the annotation of a GenBank genome assembly
AUGGCUCAAAACUCUGAAGCCUUUAAAACUUCUGAAGCUAAAGCUAGAGCAAGUAAUAUCUCUAAUAUUAACUUUGAUACUUUAUUAGAAAGAGAAUCACAAAGUGAAACAGAAUUAACAAGUGUUUUGGAAUCUGCAACUAUUAGAAGUUCAUCAA